UCACGUGACUCAAUAUCUAUGCCUCAAAAUUCAAAACAAAAGUCAAACCAUCAAACACUGAAUAGUCAGGUUGAAUUAUGUCAGCAGUGAUUUCACUCAUAGAAAGAUUACUAGAAGGACAGAAAGAGCUGCACGAAGACAUUCAGAAUCUUAAAAAAAGGAAAAAUAGAGAAAAGUCACAAAUCACUGAUAGCCAGGCACCUCAGCAAGAGAGAGACAGAAGACCAAAAAUUAUUAAUGAUAGCCGUUAUGGUGCAUUAGAUCAGAGAUUGAAUGAGAGUCGUAGAACAUGGAAGACGCCAAGAAAGUCAAGCGGUGAUGCUAGAGUGGUCCCUGGCUACGACUGGGUCGCUGGUCUACUGGAUACAACUGGACAAUCAGUUUCACAGUUCAGUACAACAUGGCUACAGGAACUGAAGGAGUUCAGACAAGUCAAUCAUUCGGAAUGCUACAUGCCACAAGAACAUUUAUCAAGACAUGCUGAACCAAAUGAUAUCAAUGAUUCAGAUAUAAGCGAUGAAGACUCACAUCCCAACAAAACUAAUAAUGAUUACAUUCAUAGCUAUUCACUUGGUGAUAGAUUAUUUCCUGUGCCCAUCAAUUGCACUUGUAAUAAUGAAACACGCUGUCCUGUUUGUGAAGACUUGAUCCAUCCAAACACAUCAACCAAAUCUCCUAGUCUAGUACAGGUGAGUGUACCUCAUGAUUUAUUACAAGUUCAAUACAAGUCAAGACCUCAUCGUAGAGUUAGUUUCAAUCCUUCAGAUUCAUUAGGACUAUCACAGCAUUGUCUCUCAGGUUGGCACAACUCUCGACUACUCUCCAUUCCACAUUCCAAAAGUGUCUCGUUAAAAUCAUCAAUCAAACAGUAACAUUGAUAGUGUUACAGUACAUGUACAUGUACACUUUUAUAAUGUGUAAACAUGAAUAUUAGCAAUGUACUUUAUAAACUGUAACAGUAUGAAAUGACAUCAAAGCACACGUGACAUUGAUCCUUGUUCAUACAAAUUGACCAAUAACCCAGGAAUUGACUUAGAA
This is a messenger RNA of Amphimedon queenslandica, 1038 nucleotides long. Its product is annotated as migration and invasion-inhibitory protein-like. NCBI's taxonomy places the organism in Eukaryota, Metazoa, Porifera, Demospongiae, Haplosclerida, Niphatidae. The record is from RefSeq and is a predicted model, not a curated record. The transcript is spliced from 7 exons. Gene Ontology annotation, biological process: negative regulation of G2/M transition of mitotic cell cycle; negative regulation of cell migration. The coding region runs from base 78 to 872 and encodes 264 amino acids.